GAAAAUCCCAGUGAUGUGGAGCGGCCUGGGGCUUGCCCUGGCUCUCUGUCUCCUCCCUGGGGGAGGAACAGAGAGCCAGGGACACAGCUCCUUCUGUAAGCACCCCCCAGCCUGGAGAAUACGGGAAGAAGAGCCGAUGCUGAACGCCAACGGCUCAGUGACUGUGGUUGCUCUUCUUCAAGCCAGCUGAUACGCGUGCCUUCGGCAGGCAUCUAGAUUGGAAAACCUGCGUGUAAAACUGGAAAAAGAAGGCUAUUCUAAUAUCUCCUAUGUCAUUGUCAACCAUCAAAGCCUUGUUUCUCAAUUAAAAUACACACAUCUUAAAGACCAAGUUUCAGAGAAUAUUACUGUUUACCAACAAGAAGAAAACCAAACAGAUGUCUGGACCCUCUUAGAUGGAAGUAAAGAUGACUUUCUCAUCUACGAUAGAUGUGGCCGUCUUGUAUAUCAUCUUGGUGUGCCUUACUCCUUCCUAACUUCUCCAUUUGUGGAAGCUGCCAUUAAGACUGCUUACUGCGAAAAGAAAUGUGGAAACUGCUCUCUCAUGAAUCUGGAAGAUGAAGCUGUAUGUAAGGGAAUAGCAUCUGCUAGUGUGCAAGAAGCAACUGAGGCCGCUAAGCCACACCACCACCACCACCACCACCACCACAGGCCUGGGCACCAGCAUGAGAACAGCCAGCCUUCAGAAAAUCAGAGCCCAAGCGAACCAGACACUAUCCAGCAUCCCUCUCCCUUAGACCUUCAUCGCCACUACAAGCACAAAGGGCAUGAAAGCCAGGGCCACCCAGGGAACUGAGAUAUGCCAGGGAGUGAAAGUUUACAGCUUUCCCUCCCACGGAAGCAGCUCUGACGAAAGCGCUGUAGAAAUCAAUUACUCUGAAAGUUGUCCAGAGGUUCGGAGUUGGGUUCAAGAAGCUGAUGCUGACAUUGUCGACAUCUGAUAUUUGAGAAGGCAGGGUCUGCAAUCACCUGACAGUGCGAAGAGCACCUUCCAACCUUAUGUAGCUGACAGGGGCUUUGGGCCGAGGAGAACGUCAUUGAGUCUUGACAGUGACGUUUGCCUCUACCCGCCUGACAGAGGAGUCAGCAGUUUCAGCCCACAGAAGCCAGCACCAGCUGAAGCUGAAAAAAUACGGCAGAAAAAUGAAAAUGACCUUCAAACUAAGCAUUUUAAAUAGGAUAUACUUCUCAAACCAAUCUGGUCACAAUUUUAUUUCAAGCAUGUUUAUAAGCUACCUAAUAAAUAGUGAUUCAAAAUUCAAAUUGGAUUUGUGCGAACAUGGAGAGAGAUCUACUAUAUUGGCUUCCAAAUUUUAAAAUUGAUGUCACAGAAAUUUUGACCCAGGCCGUAUUUGGUUAGUACCAGGCGACUGACAAGUGAUUGCAGCACUGGUCAAUAUGUCUUCCUUCUUCUUUUUCCAGCAUUCUUUUUGCAUUAAUGAGAACAGAAACGUAAACUAUGACCUAGGGGUUUCUGUUGGAUACUCUGCAAUUUAGAAUGGAGGAAGAACAACAGAGACACAUUUUCCAUUAUCUUUGAAAACAAUAUACUCUUUGUCUUUUUAAUUGUGCAUUUUAAACUGAUGAAAACUAUAGGAAAAUAAGUGGAUUCUUUAAGACUCACAAGGGCCUAAUACAUGGAUAAUUUGCUGCCAAAGCAUAUAUAACUACAUUUUAAAUAACCACCUAUCCUUUGCUGUGUCUUAAACUUAUAAUUAGAUUUUUAGUAUCAAUAUGAAUGAAUCCUUUAUAUCGUCUUUUCUUUAUCACACUCUUUAUGGAUUUGGAGUACUGGGUUUGAAAGAUAUAAGGGAGAUGAGAAAAUAAAGUUGUGUAGCUUUAGGCUGCUUAGAAAGUAUUUCCAUAGUUAAUGAUGAUUCAUUAGGUAAAUUUAGUCUUGUGAAUCUGAACUCAUUUAUGGUUAAUACUAGUAAGCAAGAAGGCAAUACACAACUGGCCAAAGACUGGUGAAUUUGUUGAAAUAAAUGCAAUUAAAAAAAGUUUAAAGCUGUC
Molecule: messenger RNA, 2013 nt
Organism: Echinops telfairi (small Madagascar hedgehog)
Lineage: Eukaryota; Metazoa; Chordata; Mammalia; Afrosoricida; Tenrecidae
Gene: SELENOP
Product: selenoprotein P
Exons: 4
Biological process (GO): selenium compound metabolic process
Cellular component (GO): extracellular region
Molecular function (GO): selenium binding
Source: RefSeq, a predicted model, not a curated record